This is a messenger RNA of Porites evermanni, 4652 nucleotides long. Lineage: Eukaryota; Metazoa; Cnidaria; Anthozoa; Scleractinia; Poritidae. The record is from the annotation of a GenBank genome assembly.
AUGGAAUCUCAGGCCUUCAGAAGACAGCUUUCUUUCAAAGAUGCACUGUUGAAUAAAUACAGCCUUGAAGAAGAUGACGAAGAACUUUGUUUUAUACACAUAAGUGGAUCUCCAAAACACAAAGGUAAACGAAGCUUAGGUUUUAACAAAAAAGGUCUUAUGUUGGCAAUUACUGGCUUCUUUCGAGGCUUAUUAUUUCGGUGCCAAAAUUUUUAAAAGUAUUCACCAUUAGAUUGAACAAGAUGCCUACAGCUACAGUUGUCUGAAAGGAACGGUUUAAUUCGAAAAGCCAUUGAUUUUCUGAUACUCUUCUAAAGUUGACGAUUAAGUUUAUUACUUAGUUGUAGUGUUGUAGGUUAGAUAAAUCGUUUUAUCCAGGGAAACAAAGAGAAAUUCCAUUUCUAAAUAGAAUAUACAUUUUUUUUGUAAAAUUUACAUUUAAAUUAAUAUAUUUUAAAUUUCAUUGACCUUGCAGUUUUAAUGGGAAAUGCCAAAUUAGUUUGUUUUUGCACAUAAGUUGGUUAACACACUUACUCCUAAUAUCAAAAUUUAAGUUCUUUUAUAUCUCUACAUGUAUGCUUACAUUAUCAACAUACAGAUUAGUUAGAAGUUAUAAGUUAUUGUUAAUGCUUAUCAAGAGAAUUCCAUUGAUAAUAAUAAUAUUAAUUCUUUAAGAAUAAUUUCUGGACCUUUCUUCUUGAUUUUGCAUUGUUGUCUGAAGGAGAAAUUAGAUACUGGUGAGGCUUAGUGCUUGAAGGGUUAGUGCAGAGUAGAAGUGUAAGGGACAGUAUCAGAAAAAAUUUUGUGUGAUCUAUGCUAGAAAAGUAAAGAGGUCACUUGCUGAUGUAUGAGUGACCACAUUUAACUGGGGGAGGGGAGAGGGGGGACUUUAGAAGUCUUUGGAUGGGAUGUGCCUCUGGGACCCUGAAAGCCAUAGCCUAUGCCAAACCCAGCUGAGGCUGAUUUUUGCUACCCCAUAGUAGACCAAACUCCCAAAAUCCCUUCCUAUGAUCCUAGAUUCACUAUUAGUAAAUAAUAUAUUUCUAGAAACAACUGCCCCCCCGGGUCACCAGCACCGUCCACCAAAACGAAAGCUUUCUGAGUUGUAGGUUGUGUCUUUUUUGGAGGGGACGGAGGGUGGUGGGGGGGGGGCAGUUUGUAAAAUGCUAUGCAGCAAAAUCACCAGACACAAGAUAAAUUUUGCUUCAUAUUUUCUUUGUAACUCUAUAGAAGGAUUUUGCAUAAUGGUAAAGGUACUUUUAGUCUUAUGACUUCAGGACAUAUUUCACCUCAAAAAGCAAUAUCCUCUUGAAAUAUAAGUCACUUAACCUCCUUCAAUAAUUUUGCACUGUUUUACAUAAUUUACAGCCCCUUUUGACCAAUCAGAGCAUUAUCAAAAGAGAAUCCUCACCCUUGAUGGCUGUGGUAUCACAUGCGCUGGCCCUGACCGGGAGAUCAUAACAACCUGUCCAAAUGUUGAGGAGCUGGAUCUGGCAAAGAACAAGCUUUCUAACUUUGAGGAGGUGAGAAACAGUUAUUGGAUGGGGGUUUUGUGAAAUAUCCAAAAGUAAGGUUGAGGUAAGUGUUAUCAGCCGAGCUGAAGGACGAGGCUGAUCACACUCACGAAGACCUUGAUUAUUUAGGAUAUCACAAAAACCUAAUCCAAUUAUUGUUAUAUUAUACAUUGUUUUGAAGAAAAUAACGACUAACACACCGUCGCAAGGAACUUGAAUUGAUAUUGUUAUGGGAAAUCUUGCAUUGCAUGGGUAACCUACAGAUUAGUUGGUUAUCUGCUGGCAGAUAACUAACUUAUCUGUUAGUUGCGUUGAUUUCCAAAAUUAGCUGUAGGCCCUCAGCCAAUGAGAAGACAGAUAUUGUGUACAAUGUACAAUAAAUAUUAAAUAUUUAAUGCAGUACAAAUAAAAUAUUGUCUGGGCCUCAGCUGAUCAAAAACUAAAUACUGCUAUCCACUAGAUAAGUCACUUUAGUAAAAUCCAACUAGUGGUCUAUUAUCAAUGCUGCAUUCUGAUUGGUUGAGCUACUACUAGGCUAUAUGUUAUAGCUCCCUAGUAGCGAAAACCGCGGGCUUUUGGGGCGGCAAAAAAGGCUGAAAGUCUAGCUUUUAACUAGCUAAAAUUUUUUUAUUCUCGAUAUUUUUGACCAACUAGUUAGAUUUUACUAAAACAAUUAUUCCUCUUGCCCUCAUGGCCUCUGAGUCAAUAGCCCAUUCGGCCUUUGGCCUCAUGGGCUAUUGACUCAGAGCCCAUUUGGGCUCGAGGAAUAAUUGUUAAAUAUCCAGUGAAUAGAGAUUUACCCUGCCUUUUGAACAAGGUUAACUGGUGCCAAGCCCAGCUGUUAUAAAGUAAUGCUAUUUAAUAAUUGUAGAUGAUUACAGGAUCAAGGCCUAAGUAAUUAAGGUCAACCAACGUAUCACGCAAAACAUUAGGAUAUACAUGUACAGUAUAUCAGUUCAGUCGAGCGUCGUUACUAAGGAAGAGGAUUAAGGGCUAAUCCCGUAUGUACAACCUUGUGAAUACUGUUCUUUGCAAACUAAUAAGUGACCAGUGUAAUGUGCUUUGCUCCUUCUUGUUUCACAGGUGUUCCGUAUAAUCAGUCAGCUACACAAGUUGGAGUUCUUAAACCUGAGUGAAAAUUACUUGUCACAAAGGAUCGAUGAUUUUUCUCCAUUUAUUGAAGACCAGGAUAGAGAUGCUUUACCUUCAAUUAAAAAACUUAUUCUCAACAACACCUCUGUCCCACUAGAGACAGUUUACUCUCUUCUGACAUGUCUGACUGGGUAAGCUAGGUUUGUGUGAUGUUAAACUUAGAGUACCGUACCUUGUGAGCAGAGGUUUCUGUCUUGCAGACGGGGAGUAAACAAACCAACUACGUGACAGACAGGCCACGCGAAUGACUUCAUAAACGCUAAAAGCCAUGCAAGAGAGAAACCUCUGCUCGCAGGGUAACAGUACCUUUAACCUUCCUCAAUUUCCUAAUUCUCCAGGAAGAAAUUUUUUCAACACGUCAAAUACUUUUCACAGAAAUAAAAUCCUAAAACAAAUAGCUAUAGGACCAUGCAAAGUUCUGCUGAAGAGGUUUUAUUUGAAAUUGGUAUAAGACCGUAAUAUUUCAAAGUUUUUGAGUAAAAGCCUUACAUUUGAAGAAUCAUCUUUAAUUGCCAGAUAUCGGGGUUUUUGUUUUCAGCUAAUGACAGUCUAUUUUAGAGGGUGGGGGUAUUUCUGUGAAUUACCCACCUGUGCUAGUGCACAGUGUCCAGGAUAAGAAUCUCCACACCCAUCCCACCCCGGUUAUGUGACCAGCAAUCAACUUUUCAAGGUUUAACAAUAACAUAAUUAUUGUGAUUAGCCUGAGGUUUACAAUAAUUCAUGAUCGGCUUCUUGUUUUGUUUCUAAAUUGCAGAGUACAAGACCUGUAUUUAAGUCUUAAUGGCUACGACAACAUUCCUGAAGCACCAGAGCAAUACCCCAACAUAAGAAGCCUAUCAAUCAAUAAGCAUGAUAUCAAACAGUGGGAUGAGGUUGGAAAACUAGGAUUUGUCUUCCCAGGAUUGACCACUCUACGAAUGUCUGAGUGCCCCCUGGAAAACAUCACGCCUACAGAAUUACCCAAGCAGUUUCCUGAGCUUAAGAUUCUUAACCUGAAUGAUACUCUUCUAAAUACAUGGGAGGACAUAGAAGCACUGAAAUGCUUUCCCCAACUGACGGAUGUCAGUCUCAUGGGAAUUCCUCUGUUAAAUCAGUUUUCCGAUCAAGAGAAACGACAGCUGUUGAUUGCAAGACUUCCCAACAUUGAAAAGCUCAACAAGACCAAAAUAAUGGAGGAAGAAAGGGAAGACGCUGAGAGGUUUUUCAUUCGACACCAUAUGGAUGAUGAAAACCCACCAUUAAGAUACUCAGAGCUAGUUGAAAGACAUGGCAUGUUAGAUCGGCUUGCUGAUGUCAACCUUCGAGCCAAAACAUCUGCCAUGAUCUCAUUUAUAUUUGAUGACCAGCCACUUUUCAAGAGGGAGAUAAAUCUUAUGCAAAGCACGGCAAGUUUAAAAAAAUAUUUGAGUAAGUUUAUUGGAAUACCACCUCCAGGCUUCAAGUUACUUUACCAUGAUGUUGGGUUUUGCGUUGGGCUUGAAGAAAUGUGGUUCGGGGCUAAGAAGCUGUACACAUUCAAGAUGAAAGACGGGGAUGAAAUACAUAUUUGGAGCAGAUGAACCAAAAGAAUACAAACUUUUAGCACUUAGUUGAACUGUAAUUGAGUUUGGCUAAUGGGCUUGACGGAACCCAAAUCAUGUAGACUGGGGAGGGGUUUUGAAAAAGGUCAAAAGUUGUGGAAAAUACACAAAAGGUGUGACCAUUGGUAACACACUCCAAUUUCUCCAUAAUUUAUGCUUUAUGUAUGUGGUACAAAAAUGAAAUUCAGUAAUACAUGUACAGUGUAUAUCAUUGUUUUACUAUUUGUUCAAAAAUAUUUCCAAACAUUUAAUAUUUUACCAGGUCCUUAGCAGAUUCAGAUUUUUCAAAGAGCAUCUGACAUUCCUCAAUUGGUCUUGAGAUUUUUUGCAGUCUUCGUAAAAUUUGGCAAAAGCUAGCUGGUUUUAAGCCCAGAGUUUUUCCAUAUGAAAUCUUUCGGUAAUAGAG